This is a messenger RNA of Nycticebus coucang (slow loris), 2441 nucleotides long. RefSeq names its product coiled-coil domain containing 175 (gene CCDC175). The record is from RefSeq and is a predicted model, not a curated record. The transcript has 20 exons. The coding region runs from base 1 to 2403 and encodes 800 amino acids. NCBI's taxonomy places the organism in Eukaryota, Metazoa, Chordata, Mammalia, Primates, Lorisidae.
AUGUCGCUGAGCUCCUGGACGCCCGAGCUGGGCUUUGGCGAGAAGAUGGUCCGGCAGGCCGCCGCCGCCACCGGCCCUUCGCUAGAGCUCUGCGUCCUGCCCUCCACCCUGGGCUGCUCGGUGGCGGCCGCCGCGUUGGAGCAGCUCUUUGUUGUGGAACGAUCACUGCAGAGUGACUAUUUUAAAUGCAAUGAAGAAGUUAGGAUCUUUCUUAAGGACGUUGCUGUAGCUGUUAAAAAAUUGGAGGAAAUGAGAAAAUCCACAAUUCAUCUUCUGGAAAUUGAAAGCAUGGACUUCAGUAGACUAUACCAUCUACUGGAAACGCUUCCCUACAAAAUGAACAUGGAAUUUGAAGAAUGUGUCAGAGAUGCUCAAAAAUUAAAUCUUCUUGAGAUAAAUCAAAUACGAAGGAAAAUUAUGAGGAUCAAUAAUGACAUUGAGUUUCUGAAGAAGAAAAUCAUUGAUCUGGAAGAAAAUAAUGAAACUCUAGGUGUGAAACAGGAGGAGCUGGCCCAGCAGUACAGGAGGUUUGUCCUGGCACUCAACCAGGUGAUGGAGGAAAGGGCCACUGCCACGGUUUACAUAAAUGAGACUCUUGCUCAAAUAAACUCCGAGAAAGAAGACAUGGAAUUGCAAAAACUGCGUAUUCAAGAGACAGAAAAGGCAAUAGAAAAAGAAGAAGCCGAGUAUCUGUCAAGGAAACAGCAGUUGACUGACAGGGCUGAAGAAGUUAAAAGAAACUAUGAACUUAAAAGAACGGAGACUUUACAGAAAAAGCAAGAAUUGAAUAGAAUAGUAGCUAAAAUGACAAAAAUUAAAGAAACAGUUAUUACCAGCAACGUGGUUCUUAGUGAUCACAAUCUAGAGAUAACCCGACUACAUGAAUCAGUAAGGACUUGGGAAUUACAAGUUGAUGAAGUAAAGAAAGCCUGUAAUACCCUGGAGGAAAAAAUUGAAUUUUUUACAAAUAACAAAGAAAAACUGAUUCAACUAUCUACUGUUGAAAAAUAUGAACUCCUGCAAAAGAUAAAAAAGAUGGGUGAAAGACUACGUGGAUUUCGACUAGACAAUAAAGAGCUACGACAGAGGAUACAGCUUAUUAUGAAGCAACACAGGAUUAUCUUAACUGAGGAGGAGAAAGUUUAUUUGCAAAAACGGAAGAUCUAUGAAGAAAAUCAGAAACAACAGACAUUUAUUGUUGAAAAAGAAAAAUUACUAUCAAAAAGGAAACUAGAUAUCAAAACUAUGGAAGAAGGACUUAUCACACUGAAUGAACUUUAUCGAGCAACACAACAAGUAUAUCGGAAACAAAUAAAAAUGCUGGUGGAAAACCUGCAAAGAGAAACUCAGAGAUGUAUGGUGAAUCAGUGGAAACUAGCUUGUUUGAAAAAAAAGCAUGACCGUUGGACAAGCAAUAUAAAGGCUGAAAUAGAUGCUAUUAUAGAAAAUAUUAGGAAUGCAGAAAUUAAACGAAUGUCAUUAAUGAAUGAGAGUACUGUGAGAACAAAGGAGAUUGAAGAAUUCAUGGCACAAAUUGAAAAACUUAGCACAGAAUUAAAAGAAAAGGAGGAGGAAUUUGUUGUCAAAGAAAAAAAAUUAAUACAAGAGAUAAGCAAGUAUGAGAAAAUAUAUGUUAAGGAAGCACAAAUUUACAAAGAAAAGGAAGAUGAACUAGAAGAGUAUCUUCCACAACUUCAGGAGGCGGAAGAAACAUACAGAGAAAAAAAGAGAAGGUUGAAAGAGCUCAGUGGUAUUGUUGCAGCACAAAAGCUGGAGGAAAAUUUAUUACAAAAUUCCAUUUCUCAGACUAUGAGAGAAUUUUCCAGAUACAUGAACGAAAAGGAGAAAGUGAAGCAAGAAUUAAUGCAAUUACGUGAUCAAGAAAGGAAAAGAAAUGAAAAUCAUUUUGAAAUUCUAAAGAACCUAGAGAAUGAAAUCUACGUAAAAGACCAAAAAUUAGAACUUUUGUUCCUGGAAAAUAAAAGAUUAAAAGAACAUAUUAUAUACAUGGAGAACAACAUAGAGAAAUGCACAAAAAGACGAGAAGACAUCAGGCACUCUUCAAGCGACCUGUCAUGGGACCUGAUAGCUGGGCACACACAGUAUGUAGAUCUGUGGGCUGAAUUUCAGGCCACAGUUAAGGAACUGGUGGGUGAAGGUGAAAAGACCUUGGAAGACAUAAAAUAUCUAAUGAAGAAGCUGUGUGAAAGAGAUGAAAAAAUUGAGAGUAUCAGUACCUGGCUAGAAGGGAAUCUUGAAGAGUUGCAUUUUCUCAUGAGACAGGAAUCACCAACGGACCAUCUCGCAGAGAAGAAACAAAUUCGUACCCGAAGAGGAAUCUGUUUCUCAGUAGCUGUGUGUACUGGGAAAAAGAGAGUAACAAAGAAUAAGUUUACAAAAUAGCUCAAGAAUACAGCUGCUGUGAAUUCGAAAGGCAUAAA